Molecule: messenger RNA, 3164 nt
Organism: Oncorhynchus keta (chum salmon)
Lineage: Eukaryota; Metazoa; Chordata; Actinopteri; Salmoniformes; Salmonidae
Product: electrogenic sodium bicarbonate cotransporter 4-like
Exons: 23
Coding region: 106-3030 (974 amino acids)
Biological process (GO): bicarbonate transport; monoatomic anion transport; regulation of intracellular pH
Cellular component (GO): plasma membrane
Molecular function (GO): sodium:bicarbonate symporter activity; solute:inorganic anion antiporter activity; monoatomic anion transmembrane transporter activity
Source: RefSeq, a predicted model, not a curated record
CAGCAGAGCCCAGAGUGACAUUGAGACCUGCGUCCAUUACUGAAUCUAUUAUUAGUUCAUCAUUAACUUAAUUCCUCUCAGUUCAACUCUAACUGUCUGCUCAGGAUGGCACAUGAUUGGCAGGGAGGUAGAAGUAGGAGUCACCAACGAUAUGAGGAAGAUGAUGAAGAACCCCAGCCAGUGUAUAUUGGUGUUCCGUUAACACACGGUUACAGUAAAAGGAGACGGCGUAAACACCGCUCCCAACGCGAGAAACAUCACACCCACCAUGACCAACACACACAGCACGAACACACACACCAUGACCAUCACUAUGACAACCAGGAACACUAUGAAGAUGAGGAGGAGAUGGAACAACAUGACAUAUUUCACCCUGACUCCACAGUGUCCCCGGCGGCGGAGAGGCUGCGUUACAUCCUGGGUGAAGAUGAUGACUUGCCGACGCCCACUCUGUUCACAGAGAUGGACACACUUCAACACGAUGGAGACGAUAUGGAGUGGAAAGAGUCUGCUAGGUGGGUGAAGUUUGAGGAGAAGGUGGAGGAGGGAGGAGAGAGGUGGAGUAAGCCCCAUGUGUCCACCUUGACCCUCCACAGUCUGUUUGAGUUGAGGACCUGUAUACAGACUGGCAGUGUACUGCUUGAUCUGGAGGGAUACUCACUGCCAGAGAUAGUGGAUGACAUUGUGGAUCGCCAGAUAGCUGAUGGUCUCAUUGGUCCAGAGCUGAGGGAGAAGGUCAGCUUCGUGUUGCUACGGAAACAUCGCCACCAGCAUAAGAAACCCAUGCAUCGCUCACUAGCCGACAUGGGCAAAUCAAACAAUUGCCCCGCCAGCCGUAGUCCCCAAUCUGUUCAUAAUGCCAGCCGUACUAAUUUCAGUCGUAGUCCUAGUUCAGCCUCUGGCAUCCAUCGUUCUACAGAAGACCUACGUGCCAAGUCAGGCAGCCUUGCCCGCCUGCAUCAUGCACAAAGCCGAAGUAUGAACGACAUUUCAGACACACCAAGCACAGACCAGCUGAAGAACAAGUUCAUGAAGAAGAUUCCUCGUGAUGCCGAGGCGUCUAACGUUCUGAUUGGAGAAGUGGACUUCCUGGACAAACCAUUUGUAGCGUUCGUACGUCUGGCCCAAGCUACCACACUGGGAGGCCUGACCGAGGUCCCCGUACCUACCAGGUUUCUGUUUGUCUUGCUUGGUCCUCAUGGCAAAGGCAAGUCCUACAACGAGAUUGGUCGAGCCAUUGCUACGCUCAUGGUGGAUGACUUGUUUAGUGAUGUGGCGUAUAAAGCCCGGGACCGUGAUGACCUGAUCGCUGGGAUUGAUGAGUUUCUGGAUGAGGUCAUCGUUCUGCCACCAGGGGAGUGGGACCCCAAAAUACGCAUCGAGCCCCCCAAGAAAGUCCCCUCUGCCGACAUGAGGAAGUCUGUGCUGAACCUGAACGAGCUGGGCCAGGUAAACGGGGCAGUUGGGGGGGCAGGAGGAGGAGAGGACGAGGAGAUGCCCGCCCCCCACGAGCUGGGAGAGGAACUGCAAUUCACUGGCAGGUUCUGUGGGGGCCUGUGGCUGGACAUUAAGAGGAAGGUUCCAUGGAUCCUUAGUGAUUUCUCCCAGGGAUUCCACAUCCAGUCCAUCUCUGCUGUGCUGUUCAUCUACCUGGGCUGCAUCACCAACGCCAUCACCUUUGGAGGCCUGCUGGGAGAUGCCACAGACAACUACCAGGGUGUGAUGGAGAGUUUCCUAGGUACAGCGUUAGCAGGUACAGUGUUCUGUCUGUUAGGAGGUCAACCUCUCAUCAUCCUCAGUUCCACUGGACCCAUCCUCAUCUUUGAGAAACUGCUCUAUGAGUUCUGCAAGUCUAACACUAUAGAUUAUAUGGAGCUGCGUCUGUGGAUUGGUCUCCACUCCUGCCUGCAGUGUCUGAUCCUGGUCGCCACGGACGCCAGUUACAUCAUCAAAUACAUCACGCGCUUCACUGAGGAGGGCUUCUCCAGCCUCAUCUCCUUCAUCUUCAUCUCUGAUGCCAUUAAGAAGAUGGUGGGAUCCUUCAAGUACUACCCUAUCAACCGUGGCUUCAAGCCUGACUACGUUACCUCAUACAAGUGUGAAUGUAUCGCACCAGACCAGGUUCCACUAGCGGACGAUAACAUGACUGAUUUGUAUAACAUAACAGGUCUGGACUGGAGUCAGCUGAGUAAGAAGGAGUGUGUGAAGUAUGGCGGCGCCCUGUUGGGAAACACCUGUAAGUACGUCCCUGACCUGGCCCUCAUGUCCUUCAUCCUGUUCUUCGGGACCUACUCCAUGACCGUCUCACUCAAGAAGUUCAAGACCAGCCGGUACUUCCCCACCAUGCUGAGGAAGCUGAUCAGUGAUUUCUCCAUCUUCAUGUCAAUCAUGACAUUUGUGGGUCUGGAUAUGCUUGUAGGGCUGGACACACCCAAACUAAUCGUACCCACAGAGUUUAAGCCGACGCGUCCAGACCGUGGCUGGUUGGUGAUGCCGUUUGGUAAGAACCCGUGGUGGGUGUACGUGGCCAGCGCCGUUCCUGCUCUCCUGGUCACCAUCCUCAUCUUCAUGGACCAACAGAUCAGCGCUGUCAUCGUCAACCGCAAAGAGAACAAACUCAAGAAAGGUUGUGGGUACCAUCUGGACCUGUUCUGGGUGGGUAUUCUGAUGGCAGUGUGUUCCUUCCUGGGCCUGCCCUGGUACGUGGCUGCCACUGUCAUCUCCAUCGCCCACAUCGACUCUCUGAAGAUGGAGAGUGAGUCCAGCGCCCCAGGAGAGCAGCCCCAGUUCCUGGGAGUCAGGGAACAGAGGUUGACGGGUAUUCUGGUGUUUGUCCUAAAUGGAGUCUCCAUCUUCCUAGCUCCUGUCCUGCAGUACAUCCCCAUGCCUGUUCUCUACGGUGUCUUCCUUUACAUGGGAGUGGCCUCACUUGCUGGAAUACAGGUACAUUUCACGUGUGUGUGUGUGUGUGUUUGUUUAUGUGCUUACUCACCCUCCUCCUCUUUCCUUCCUAGUUCUGGGAACGUAUAAAGCUGUACCUGAUGCCAGCCAAGCACCAGCCAGACUUCUCCUUCCUGCGUCAUGUUCCUCUGAGGAGGGUUCACCUGUUCACCCUGGUCCAGAUCAUCUGUCUGGCUGUCCUCUGGAUCCUCAAGUCUACUGUC